This is a messenger RNA of Salarias fasciatus (jewelled blenny), 3722 nucleotides long. It is a transcript of the gene ror2, whose product is annotated as receptor tyrosine kinase-like orphan receptor 2. Gene Ontology annotation, biological process: cell surface receptor protein tyrosine kinase signaling pathway; positive regulation of kinase activity; multicellular organism development. Lineage: Eukaryota; Metazoa; Chordata; Actinopteri; Blenniiformes; Blenniidae. Gene Ontology annotation, cellular component: plasma membrane; signaling receptor complex. The record is from RefSeq and is a predicted model, not a curated record. The transcript has 9 exons. Gene Ontology annotation, molecular function: ATP binding; transmembrane receptor protein tyrosine kinase activity; Wnt-protein binding. Bases 231 to 3032 code for a protein of 933 amino acids.
CCGCUCGGCAUGAACGCGCCUUUGUCUCCGUCCGUGAACCCGCAUCAGUCCCGCAGCUGCGUGCAUGCGUGCGUGAGGACGUCCUGUUGGAAGAGCUGUGCGCGCGGGCUGCUCGAGCAGAGAGAGCCGAGGAGAGGCUGAAGAGGCAGGAGAGGCUGGAGCUCUGGAUGAGACUCUCCCCGGCGCUGUGAAACUUUCUCCCCCGGCUCGGUGCACAGGAACUCGGACUGAUGGCGCCGCUCCUCCCGGUCCUGCUCUGGAUCCUCUGCGUGGCUCCAGACCUCAGGAGUCAAGCUGACCCGGGCCUGUCGGCGGACACAGACGGACUGCUGGAGGCUCAGAGUGGAGCCGCCCCCACAUCUGAAGGUUACUUCCUGGAGUUCCAGGAGCCCGUCAACAACAUCACUCACUUCCAGGGCCAGACGGCCACGCUGCACUGCAAGGUGAGCGGCAACCCGAGGCCGACCAUCCGCUGGCUGAAGAACGACGCGCCGGUGGUCCAGGAGCAGGGGCGCAUCACCAUCCGCAAGACGGAGGCGGGCUCCAAGCUCCGCAUCCAGGACCUGGACACCACCGACACCGGCUACUACCAGUGCGUGGCCUCCAACUCGCUGAAGGUCAUCUCCGCCACCGGAGUGCUUUACGUCAAACUGGGACAGAUGCCCACACGUGGUCCCGAUGAGCCGUCUGGUGAUAAAGGCUUCUGCCAGCCGUACCGCGGCAUCGCCUGCGCUCGCUUCAUCGGGAACCAGAGUAUCUACGUGGAGUCGCUGCAGAUGCAGGGCGAGAGCGAGAACCGCAUCACCGCUGCCUUCACCAUGAUCGGCACCUCCACCCACCUGUCGGACCAGUGCUCCAAGUUCGCCAUCCCGUCCUUCUGCUACUACGUCUUCCCGCUGUGCGACGAGGGCUCCCGGGGCCCGCGGCGCCGCCAGCUGUGCAGGGACGAGUGCGAGGCCCUGGAGAACAACAUCUGCCACGCCGAGUACACCAUCGCCCGCUCCAACCCCAUGAUCCUCAUGCAGCUGGAGCUGCCCACCUGCCACCUGCUGCCCCGGCCGGGCACGGCGGACGCCGCGUCCUGCAUGAGGAUCGGCGUUCCCUCGGAGAAGCUGGGCUCAUACUCGCCCUCGGAGUUCACCUGCUACAACGGCAGCGGGGCGGACUACCGCGGCACCGUCAGCACCACCAAGUCGGGGCUGCACUGCCAGCCGUGGGCCGCCCAGUACCCCCACAGCCACCACCUGUCCAAGGACUACCCCGAGCUCUGGGGCAGCCACAACUUCUGCCGCAACCCCGGCGGCCAGAUGCAGGCGCCCUGGUGCUUCACCCUGGACCCCGACGUGCGCGUGGACCUGUGUGACGUCCAGCCCUGCAGUCCUCCAGAAAACCCCCAGAACACCAUCCUGUUCAUCAUGAGCUCCGCCAUCAUGACGCCGCUGAUCAUCGCGGGCGUCUUCUUCCUGGUCUGCAUGUGUCGGAAUAAACAGAAGGCUUCGACGGAGACGCCCCCGAGCUGCCAGCUCAGCAGCCCCCCGACGCAGGAGGUGGAGCUGUCUCUGCUGGGCCAGCAGAAGAACCAGCCCAAACUCCGGGAGAUAAACAUGUCGGCGGUGCGAUUUAUGGAGGAGUUGGGCGAGGAUCGCUUCGGGAAGGUUUACAAGGGCCACCUGUACGGCACCGCCCCCGGCGAGCAGACCCAGGUGGUGGCCAUCAAGACUCUGAAAGACAAGGUGGACGCCGCGCUGUGCGAGGAGUUCCGGCACGAGGCCAUGCUGCGCUUCCACCUGCAGCACCAGAACGUGGUCAGCCUGCUGGGCGUGGUCACCAAAGAGCAGCCCCUCAGCAUGGUCUUCACCUACUCCAGCCUGGGCGACCUGCACGAGUACCUGGUGAUGCGCUCCCCCAACUCGGACGUGGGCAGCUCCGACGACGACAAGACGGUGAAGUCCGCCCUGGAGCAGGCCGACUUCCUCCACGUCAUCACGCAGGUCGCCGCCGGGAUGGAGUACCUGUCCGGCCACCAGGUCGUCCACAAAGACCUGGCCGCCCGGAACAUCCUGGUGUUUGACAAACUCACCGUCAGGAUCCUGGAUCUGGGCCUGUACAGAGACGUCUACUCUGCGGAUUACUACAACCUCAUGGGGACGAGUCCUUUCCCGAUCCGCUGGAUGUCCCCGGAGGCGCUCAUGUACGGCAAACUGUCCACCGACUCCGACAUCUGGUCGUACGGCGUGCUGCUGUGGGAGACCUUCAGCUACGGCCUGCAGCCGUACUGCGGAUACUCCAACCAGGACGUGAUCGAGAUGGUGCGAAGCCACCAGCUGCUGCCUUGCCCGGACGACUGCCCCGCCUGGAUUUACACCCUCAUGCUGGAGUGCUGGAGCGAGUUUCCCGCCAGGAGGCCUCGCUUCAAGGACAUCCACGCGCGCCUGCGCUCCUGGGAGAGUCUGUCCAACUACAACAGCUCGGCCCAGACGUCGGGCACCAGCAACAUGACCCAGACCAGCUCCCUGAGCACCAGCCCGGUCAGCAACGUCAGCAUGAGCACGGCCAACGCGUCGCGCUACGCCAGCCCCAAGAAGACCUCGCCGUUCCACCAGCCCCAGUUCGUGCCCAUGAAGGGCCCGAUGCACCGGCCCAUGGUCCCCCCCCAGCUCUACAUCCCCGUCAACGGGUACCACCCCAUGCCCGCCUACCCCUACCUGCAGAACUUCUACCCGGUGCAGAUCCCCAUGGCCAUGCCCCACCAGCAGAUGCACCACCCGCCGCAGGCGGCGAACAAGGCCGGCUCUCACCACAGCGGCAGCGGGUCCACGUCCACGGGCUACGUCACCACCGCCCCCUCCAACACGUCCGCCACCGAGCGGGCCGCCCUGCUCGCCGAGGACUCCAGGGCCAACGACGGCGAGGGCGCGGACGAGGAGGCGUCCCACCACGAGGACACGUCCGUGCCGGAGACGGAGCUGCUGGGGGACGGCGAGGCUGCCCAGACGGACGACCUGAUGCUUCACCUGUGCCAGGACACAUAAAGCAGCUGGUCCUCUGUGGGCGACGCCAAGUGAAGGAACAGAGACCGAAUGUCCGUUUUAUGUUUCUUAGAUAGUCCGGAUGCCCGUGAGCGUCAGCUGUGUUCAUUCUCAACCCCUGUGUCAUUGACCAAACUGUGCAAUUCCUCUUUAUACCGUGUUUUUAUGCCGUCGCCGUUCAGAGGAGCCUUUUUUCCUGCCGUUGCUGUGCAACACAAAGACUUCUGGGAAGUUCUUUCCAGGUUUCCUGAAGCUACCAGCUGUUUAGUGGCUUGUCAGUGAAGGACUGACGGGGAUCAAACCUCCAGAGCACCAGCUCCUCAACCAGAACCAGAACCAGAACCAGUGUGCCCCUCUUUGUGAGUGGGUUCUUGUUAAAACCAAGUCACAAAGCAGAAGAUUUGUGAGAAGAAGAAAUGUUCAGAGGUGAAAACGGUCAAACCGACCGGAUGUGUUUAAUUUUUGACGUUGAGUUAACCAAACUGCGUAGAUGAGUAAUUUAUGCACUUUGGUUUUAACUGUUUCUUUGUGUAAAGGUUGCUGAGCUAGGAGUUUAUACGAUGAUGUUUUUGCUGUCAUGUACUGAAAUAAUGAAUAAAAUCUGUUUUCCUCUCAGUUUGAAGAACAUUACCUGUUGGUUUGAAUUCAGCAUCAUCUGUUAUUAAAGGUUUUAAUAAACUACACAGAGAUAAA